Molecule: messenger RNA, 1009 nt
Organism: Triticum urartu
Lineage: Eukaryota; Viridiplantae; Streptophyta; Magnoliopsida; Poales; Poaceae
Source: RefSeq, a predicted model, not a curated record
AAAACGCAAGCCAGAGUCAUCGGCAUCUUGUAACCUUGGAGUGAUGGAGGUCUCCAGCUACACCAGGUACAAGCGAGCGCGGCGCUCACCGGAGUACCCCUGCGUGUCGCGGCUCCGCCACCGCCGCCUUCUCGCCUUCCUCCAGCGCGGCAGCAGCUUUUUCUCCACCUUCAACGCGUUUGUCCAGGAGACGAGCGUCUUCUUCAGCGUCGCCCACCUGAAGCACCUCGUGUUCCUGGGCCAGUGGGACGACGCCAUCAACUAUGUUCACCGCUUUGCACCGUCCGUCGAAAUGCUUGGCUACGUGGGUCAUCUCCUCCUCAACGUCCUCCACACGCUCAAAGUCCUCAACCGCAUGGCCACUGGCAGCCCGCGUGGAGUUCUGCUGGUGGAGGUGGAGCAUUGUUUUAGCAGCCUCAGAAAGUACCCCGACUCUCACCUCGACGCCGUGAAACUCAACAAGAUGUUUCUGGCCAUGCACCGCAGCAAGCAGCUUCGGGCCUCCAUCAGCUGGCAUCAUGUAAGGUACAAGGCUGCGGAGAUUGUCCAGGGUUUGAUCGCCAAGACUUCCGAGUUCAAUGACCUGCUGCGGUUGCCCGACUGCCGAGACAGGCCACACGACAUUCUCCCCAUUGGAUCCUGUUCUUCCCGGAGGCAUCACAUCAAGGAAAGAAGCCGAAUUCCAGCUGCUGAUCUUGCCAGAUUCUACCUUCAGAAGAAGAGGAGCCUGCCAUCUUCAAGUCAAUGUGAGGGAACAUCUUUAGUGUCAGGGGAACCAUGUAAGGCAUCAUUAUCAACUUGGCUGGUGGACAUUGUUGAUGAAUCUGUGAAAGCUGGUAUACGCCGCCGAGCCGUCCGACAAGAGCACCCAUUUGAAGAUCCCUGCAAUGAAGGUAACAUAUUUUCACAGUUUCCAAAGUAACCCUUUCCACAGCAGUGUCAAAUCAUUUUGUUAUUCAGCGAGCAGGCUCGAUCUUUGAAGCACACCACUCACAGGGAAAUGCAGGAG